Molecule: messenger RNA, 4812 nt
Organism: Chelonus insularis
Lineage: Eukaryota; Metazoa; Arthropoda; Insecta; Hymenoptera; Braconidae
Product: WD repeat and HMG-box DNA-binding protein 1-like
Exons: 10
Coding region: 124-4368 (1414 amino acids)
Biological process (GO): DNA-templated DNA replication; DNA repair; transmembrane transport
Cellular component (GO): membrane; nuclear replication fork
Molecular function (GO): chromatin binding; transmembrane transporter activity; protein binding
Source: RefSeq, a predicted model, not a curated record
GGUUAGAAAAAGUGCAGCAUGCGCUGAGAGUGAUAAACAUUGCGUGUUAUUUAGAAUAAAUUGAUUCUUUAAAUGCUCUAAAAGAGGUUUUUAUUGUAAAAAAAAAGUUAAAACAUUAAUACGAUGGCUUUAAAAAUUCAACAUACUAGAUAUGCUCAUUCAGAUGGUCAUACAGACGUUUGUUAUUUUACGGGGGAAAAAGGUGGAUUUAUAACAUGUGGAGCGGACGGUGACGCAAGAUUUUGGGUUGAUUUGAUGGAUGAUGACCCAUCUGCAGUUUGUGUUGCUGAGCAAGCAAUUGCGUGUAUCGCUAAAAAUAAUAACAUUUAUGUGGGUAAUGAUAAUAAUACAAUUCAAAUACUUACAUAUCCUAAUUUAGAUCGUGAAGGAAUCGUUGCAAGGUUUGAUUCUGCUGUAUCAGCUUUAGAUACUAGGAGAAACAGUAAUUUAAUUGUUUCUGGAUCAUGCAACUGGAGAAUCAAAGUGAAUAACAUCGAAACACAUGAUUGCACUGAUCUUGAAGGUCACGAAGCUCCUAUCCUAGGAUUAUCGUUAGAUCCAAAGGAAGAAUUUGUUGCUUCUUCUAGUGCUGAUGGAAGUAUAAAAGUAUGGAAUAUCAAAGAAAAAAAAUCAAUUCAUACGUGGAAUAAUAUUGUUCCUAAAUGUAAUUCUUUUUUCACGGCCAAAGCUCUUUGUACACCUUCGUUUAAUUGUAAAGAUGGAAGUACCUUAGCAUAUCCUCAUGGUAAAGAUGUAAUAAUUAUUCAAAGAGAAACAUGGAAAGAAAUUAACAAAUUAAAGUGCCCUAACUUAAAAGCAGAAUUAAAUAUAUGUAAAUAUUCUGAAUGUGGAUCUAGAUUAGCUGCUUGUUCAGUUAUUGGUGAAAUCGUCGUUUGGGAUACGCAGAUUCAACAAGUGAUAGGUUACACAGAGCAUCCACAAAAUGUCAAAGUUACUGCUAUAGCUUGGAAUCUAAAAAAACCUGUAGAGAUAGCAUUUUGUGACAGUUUAGGUCAAUUAGGUUGUGUCACUGUUAGCAACGAUGUAUCUACCGAAAGUACUGAAGCAGAACCAAUUGAAAAUGGUCAUGCUAUUGAUGAUAAUUUAUUUCCUGAAGAUGAUGACGAUGACGACGGAGAAAAUGUAAUUUCAUUAAAUAAAAUAAAAACGUCUGUCAACUUUGAUGAUGAUCAGAAAAGUGUUACUAGUGAUACAACAGAAAAUAUAAAAGAAUCAAAGCAAGUUUUACCAGAAAUAUAUCUUCAAGAACCUUUUCAACCAGGAUCAACACCAGCUCAUUUACUUUCACGCUUCAUGAUGUUCAAUGAUGUUGGAAUGGUUAAAUGUUAUCAGAAUGAAGAAGGCGGUGAAGCGAGUAUUGAAGUAGAGUUUCACGAUACAUCUGUUCAUAAUAGUAUGCACAUAGUGAAUUACCUUAACCACACCUUAGCCGCAUUAUCUACUGAAGCGUUGGCCUUGAGUUGUCAGUCGAAUGAUGGGAAUACAAGUAAACUAGUUGUAAUAGCUCUUCAAGGAUGGGGUCCUGGUAAUAAAGAAUGGACAAUUGAUUUUCCAGAAGGUGAAGAAUCUGAAUGUAUUGCUGCUGGAGAUAACUUUGUAGCUUUAGCAACAUCUCGUAGAAAUUUGCGACUAUUUAUGGUUUCUGGUAUUCAAAGAGAAAUCAUAGCGAUUCCAGGUUCAGUUGUAGCAAUGAAUGCGUUGAAAAACUGUCUGAUUGUGGCUUACCAUACUGGUGUGGGUGCCUCCAAAGAUCAACAGAUGAAUCUGAUGUGGAUACAAAUACGUGGAAUUAACUUGAAAAGUCGGACACUUAGUGUGCCACUUUCUCCAGCUGCCAAGUUAAUGUGGCUUGGAUUAUCUGAUCUUGGCUCACCAGUGGUCAUGGAUUCAGAAGGAGUCAUCAAAAUAUUUAAUCGGCAGUCUAAUCUAUGGCGAGUUGCAGCUGAUACAGAUAAAUAUUCAAAGGGGAAAUUAGAUAAUUAUUUUAUUAUCACAGUUAGUGAAACAGAAAGGUGCAUUCGCUGUAUUUUAUGUAAAGGAAGUUAUUAUCCUCCCACUACUCCACGUCCGAUAAUGACUGAAAUACCUCUUACGCUACCUCUCUGUGAAUUAGAAUCUGAAAAGACUAAGACUGAAGCUCCGUUGUGGCAAAUAGGUAGUAAUCCUAGCGAAGAAUCCAGGGCUUUAUUGGCACUUAUCGCUUUCGCUCAUCAAACAAAUACAGAAUUUCGUGCUGUUGACUUAUGUCAGCAUAUCGCUCCAUUGAAUAUUAUUGAAUUAGCGAUACGAUACGCAUCACAAAAAGGCAAUACAGCAUUAGUGAAAAAACUUCAAAAUAUUGCAGAAGAAAAAAAUAGAAAAAAUGAUGAACCAGCAGAAGAGGAAGAUGAUAUUUUUGCUGGUAUGGAUGAUAGUGAAUUAAAAGCGACACAAGAUAGUGAUGUCACGUUAACACCACUCACUAGACAAACACCUGCAUCAAUUGAAAUUAGACCAUUGACUUCAAGUAUAAUAAAGCGUAAUCCAUUUCUAAAGAAGGCAACCUCAUCGGCUAAUAAAGGGUUAGAAGGGCUUAACUCUUUACCAGAGAAGCCACAAAAAAUCAAAACCCCCACAGUAACUCCAGUAUCAUCGAAGCAAAAUCUAACAGGAUCUAGUCAAAGAAAAGGCGAUAAUUUUGUUCAAUGGUAUUUAAAAAAUAAAGCAGAUCUUCAGAAGGAAUUUCCUGAUCUCAAGAGCGUUGAACUCGGUAAAAUAGCUAAAAAAAGAUUCGAGGAAGAGUCAAGUGGUUUUAAUCAUUCAGAUACAAAAAAAAGAAAACUUUCUGAUUCUGAAUCAUCCUUGGACCCAAUUCAAGAUGCUAUGGGAGUCAUGGGUCCUUGGCAGAUAAUCAUUACACUUGCACUUUCUCUCAUCAAUUUUCCUGCUGCAUGGCAUCAGCUUUCAAUAUCUGUAUUAGCACCAAAAGUCAAUUACACAUGCAUAUCUCCAUCGCCAAGUGAUCCAAAAACUGAUGUGGUAAACGUUUGUGAAGUCAUAGUCAACAAUACAGAACAAAAAUGUACAUCUUUUGACUAUGAUACGAGUGUUUUUAAUUCUACUAUCAUCAGCGAGUGGAAUUUGGUUUGUGAUAGAAAACAAUUGGCCAACUUAGUACAAUUAUUGACACAAUUAGGAAUUUUAAUUGGUAACAUGUCAUUCGGAAUAAUAGCAGAUAAAAUUGGCCGGAAAAUUCCUUUGAUGAUCGCUGUAAUAGUUCAAUCAUUGAUUGGAAUGCUGAGUGCAUUUAUGCCAAUGUAUGAAUUAUUUGUGGUGUUUAAAUUCAUUUCCGCAAUAGCAACUGGUGGAACGAUGCUUAUCAGCUUCGUAAUAUUUAUGGAGAUUGUUGGCAUUGAAUGGCGCUCAAAAAUCUCAGUUUUAUUUCAUAUUCCAUUUAUUCUUGGUUUUUUGAGUGUGUCAGGAAUUUCUUGGCUAACCGGAACCUGGGAUGGAUACUUAUUAGCAGUAUCAGUCCCUCCAUUUAUUUUAAUAUCAUACUAUUGGUUGAUUCCAGAAUCUCCCCGAUGGCUUUUAGCCGUAGGAAAAGUGAAGAAAGCUAGAAAAAUAUUAGAGAUAGCUGCGAAAAAAAAUAAAAUUCCUCAAGAAAAAGUAAAUGCUGCUAUUGAAGCGCAUGAAAAUGAAGCAGGAAAAGAAACUGAUGACACUCCGCAAAAAACAUACAAUAUUCUAGAUUUAUUACGAACUCCAAAUAUGAGAAUCAAAACCAUUUGUAUCACUUUCAACUGGUUAGUUUGUGGUAUUUGUUUCUUUGGCUUGAAUCAAUACCUCUCACAAUUUGGAGCCAAUGUUUUAAUUAACAUUGCACUUUCUGCUACUUUCCAAUUACCAGGAAUUAUCCUUGUUUAUUUUCUAAUAUCUCGAAUGUCUCGAUUGAAAAUUUUAAUUGGAGCAAAUCUGAUAUCAGGAAUCAGUUUAUUACUGAUAAUACCUCUACUAAAUAAUGAGACUGCGAAAACGAGCUUCGCAAUUCUUGGUGUUACUGGCAUGACUGUUAGUUUUCCAACAAUUUACUUAUACACUGGAGAACUGUUUCCGACUGUCGUCAGGAAUAUUGGAUUUGGAGUUUGCAGUGUUUCCGCUCGAGUUGGUAGCAUGAUUGCACCAUUCAUCGCUACAAUAGGUGAAUCUUGGAUAGCACCAUUGCUCUUUGGUGUGGGACCAAUAAUUGGAGCUGGACUCUGUUAUUUCUUACCAGAGACGAUGGAUUGUAAAUUACCAGAAACUAUUGAAGAUGGAGAAAACUUUAAAAGGAAAAGUAUUAGAACCCCACCAGAAUUGGUAAGUUAAAUUUAAAAUCAAUUUUAGGCACUGGAAUGCAACAACAUUGCAAAAUACAUCUUUACAAAUUUUAUGGGAACAAUCAUCUGAUUUCCUAAUUUUAUUUUAAAAUAUUUACAAUCAACUUACAUCAAUUUUCUACCUCAGUACGAUGAUUCAACAGUUUUUAAGAUAAAAUAUAGUUUUUAGUAUUUUUAUUUACUCAAGUAUUUUAUUGCGUAAUUUAUCCUAAAUAAAUUGUUUAUUAUUAAUUGUACGAUGAGGAAACAGAUAAAAAUAUUUUCAGAACAAUUAUUACUAGCAUUCGAAAUUAGCCUUAUCAUUUUACGAGCUGAAAAGGUUUAGAAGAUAAGUAAUAAUUGGAAUGUUAUGAAUUAAUAAUGAUAUUAAUUAAAAUAUGACAUAAUAGUAGUUUAAUGAAGUAAAUAGACUUUCUGAAGAUGACUUACAACA